This is a messenger RNA of Penicillium cataractarum, 552 nucleotides long. Its product is annotated as putative AP-3 adaptor complex subunit sigma. Bases 1 to 552 code for a protein of 183 amino acids. Gene Ontology annotation, biological process: vesicle-mediated transport; protein transport. Gene Ontology annotation, cellular component: intracellular membrane-bounded organelle. NCBI's taxonomy places the organism in Eukaryota, Fungi, Ascomycota, Eurotiomycetes, Eurotiales, Aspergillaceae. The record is from RefSeq and is a predicted model, not a curated record. The transcript is spliced from 2 exons.
AUGAUCAACGCAGUCCUCGUCUUCAACAACAAUGGCCAGCCACGGCUAACCAAGUUCUACACAACCUUGGAUACCCAAACCCAACAAUCACUGAUCGCCCAAAUAUACCACCUAGUCUCGCAGCGCCCAUCCAGUGCCUGCAAUUUCCUCCCCCUUCCACCACUCCUCUCCCAAGGCGCCGCCAGCUCAACCGGACCCUCCGAUGCGCCAACUCAAAUAACAUACCGCACCUACGCCACGCUCUCCUUCAUCAUGAUCUCCACCUCGACCGAGUCCCCGCUCGCCCUGAUCGAUCUAAUCCAAGUCUUCGUUGAGGCAUUGGAUCGCAUGUUUGAGAACGUUUGCGAACUAGAUCUGAUCUUUGGGUAUGAGACGAUGCAUGCGGUGCUGAGUGAGAUGAUUGUUGGCGGUGUGGUUGUCGAGACGAAUAUUGAGAAGAUUGUUGCUGGUGUACGCAGUCAGGAGGGGACGAGUGGGAAGAAGAAGGCUGUUCAGGCUGCCAGCGCAAGUCUGGGGCGUGGAGCGUUGCCGGGGUUAGGGGCUUGGCGGUGA